Salvelinus namaycush (lake trout) is the source of this 1478-nucleotide messenger RNA. RefSeq names its product voltage-gated hydrogen channel 1-like. Gene Ontology annotation, biological process: proton transmembrane transport. Bases 113 to 796 code for a protein of 227 amino acids. The record is from RefSeq and is a predicted model, not a curated record. Gene Ontology annotation, cellular component: plasma membrane. Gene Ontology annotation, molecular function: voltage-gated proton channel activity. NCBI's taxonomy places the organism in Eukaryota, Metazoa, Chordata, Actinopteri, Salmoniformes, Salmonidae. The transcript is spliced from 6 exons.
GGGAAACACAUAAGUGCCAAUUCAUCCUGACUGUUGAGCAGUCGUUCAUAGACUUUAAGAAGGCAGGAAAACUGUCUCUUUUUGGUGGGCCACCCCAUCCCCCUGCAUCACCAUGUCCAAGUACCUGAGGCAUUUCACCACGGUGGGUGACGACCACACAGCCCAGUGGCAGGAUGAGAAGCUACAUGAAGCUAGUGAGGAGCUGGGACCAGCCACAGGACAGAUGCCCCAGGGGGAACUCUCCUUCAGAGACUCCCUGAAGAUGCUCUACAGCUCCGACAAAUUCCAGAUAGUUGUGGUGUGCCUGGUCGUCCUGGAUGCCAUCUUUGUGCUGGUCGAGCUACUGAUUGACCUAACAAUCAUCAAUUUGGAGCAUGGACACAUUGCCCCUCAGGUGUUCCACUACCUGAGUCUGGCUCUUCUCACCUUCUUCAUGGUGGAGCUGGCUGGGAAGCUCUUUGCUUACCAGCUGGAGUUCUUCCAUCACAAGUUUGAGGUAUUUGACGGGCUGAUAGUGAUUGUGUCCUUCAUCUUGGACAUUGUGUAUAUCGCCAGUGAAGAUGCCUUCGACGGCACGGGCCUCCUGAUCCUCCUCAGGCUCUGGAGGGUGGCCAGGAUAGUCAACGGUAUCCUGGUGUCUGUGAAGGCAAGGGCCGAUCACAAAGUUCACAAACUGAAGGAGAGCAAUGAUCAACUGGUCCAGCAAGUUAGCGAGCUACAAGAGCGCAGCGGCAAGGCGGAACAAGAGAACAGUAAACUGCGGGCUCUCCUGCGACAGCAUGACAUUGAGUACUGAUGCAGGAAGAGGAACAAGAUGCCAUUUUCAUUAUCCACUUCUAAAGUUUUAUUGGAAUUGAUCAAUAAACAAGGGCAUAUUCUGAAAAGUGUUGACCAUCCAUACACCAUUUGUGUCAGUAAUUCCACCAUGAGAGGAGCUUACACUGCCCAGAUAGAUACUAGCCUGGUCCCAAAUCUGUUUGUACUCUUGCCAACUCAAUUGCUAUCAUUGUCAAACCAAACAUUUGGCAUGACAAUGAAUGACAAGGAGUUGGUAAUAUAGCACAAAGACUGGCACUUAGGCUAGAUAGAUUCCACAUGAUUAGGUCAACCUUCCAACCAUUAUCUGCAUAUUUAAGCAGAUUAUAAAAGCUGAUCAGACUUCAUAUGCCAGUAUCUCACAAUGCAAUGAGCAUACGUCUUAUUUGAUAUAUAUAUAUGUGCUAUGCCUUUAUUCAGCUAAGCAAUGAAUUGACAGCUAAUAUUUUGUACAUAAGAUCCUGUAAUGAAUUUGUUGCAUCUUGCUGUUUUUCUGAAUACCCAUUGCUUGCUAUGCAAAGACAAUACAAGUAUGAAUCACUGUGAAAGUAUUAUUAAAUGUUGCUUUAUUGAUUUUUUUUAAUACUCUCUCAUUUGAUCUAAACUACAGUAUGUACAAAUAAAUAAAAGGUUGUUGCUAACAGCAGCUGAGUAGCAUCAGA